CGAUUGGAGUGGUGUUUGUGUGGUGCUGUUCUGUGACCUGCCAUUGAAAGAUGAGCCAGGCAAAGCGUUGCUGUCCAUAUGAUUGUUCCCUCGAGGAGCUGGAAGAGCUUGAAGCCGAGUUCAAACGAAGACGAUUGGAAACCAGAAGGGCUUCUGCCACUGCUACAUGUAGUACUAACUGUUAUCUAAGCAUUGCAAGUGCACGUGAGAUUCUCUCUCAGUAUUUGCUGCCAAAGCACCAACUAGCAAGCAGAGGUGAAGCGUUUCAAUCAGAUCAUGCAAUUGUACUCCUUCGGCAACACCCAACAUUGGCAACCAAGUCCUUUUCUGGCAGAACAGUGAUUUCAUUUUUCUUGCAGCAUGCUGGCGCUUCUACUUCAGUCAUCCAGGAGCUUUGUGACCUGUGGAAAACCACGAACCCUCGACACGAAGACGACGACAAUUGGCUAUCAGCUGGUUUUGAUUAUAUGCCUAACUUGGUGGCUGAUGCUUGUGUGUACUGCUCAUAUCAUGAUACAAUCAAAGUUGUGGCUGAAGAGUUUCCAGAUCAAACUAUCGAGAAAAGGUACAAUGCAACUCCAUUGGAAUUAUUUCUCAUGCGAUGCUGUGUUGCUGCCGACCCGACUGAUUGUGAGCCACCUCUAGAUAUUCACCAAGCAAACCAAAUCUUCCAAGUGAUGAUUGAGUGCACUCAAACAAUGGAUCCAGGUGCUGACCACAUUGAAGACGUUGUUCUUGGUGCUUAUGGUGAUGCAUUUUGUGAUCUUUUUGCCAAGACACUGUCCAAAACUACUACGAAGAGAUCACUAUCCAUUGAAGAGCAGUUUAAGUUCUGGGAUGAAAAGGCCAUCCACCGUGCCAACCUAUUCCUUCCGAGACUAAACAGCUUUAAGCUGGCAGGCAUUGAUGCUGAUGCGAGGCUAUUCCAAUCCACUUUGAACAUGUUUUGUGAGGUGAAGCCGGCCCUAUUGAAAAAAUUAGAGCUUCCUGUGUUUUAUGAAAUCCUCCACCAGACAGAGAACCAUCUGUUUGUCAAGGCCACACAGUCAUGCCCAAAUCUGGAACACCUGACGUUACUACCGUUUCAAGAUGAUGUGAGUUCUACAGACGCCAAGGAUGCACGGGCACUAUGCAUGCUUUGCAAGGAUACCCUUCUUGGGACCGACGGACUUGAAUCCUUUACUGUGGAAGUGCUUCCACAUACUGAUGGAGCAGCACUGAGCGAGCUGCUGUGCGCUGUUUUCGUCACGGUCAAAUCAUGCGAUCUUACGUUGGCAUUGAACCCACCACGGUAUGAUGAUUCUUGGGUCCCUUUUGAGAUCCCACCAAAUAGCAAACUUCAAAGUUUGGCCCUCAACUCUAAAUUGGGUGCGCAGACCAUGAUAGGUAUUCUUGGCAACCUCUGCGGAUUGGAGUCUUUGACAAAAUUGCAGCUGUCUCAAGACCAACGAAAAGUUGAUAUCAACAACGAACUUGGAGCUCUCUUGACUCAGAACCAACUUCAAUCUCUCCAAAUGUGGGGGUGUGAUGGAGUCAGUCUUCAGUUCAUAACCAAAGCUCUAGAAGAGGAUUCCUCAAUGAAGACACUUUGGCACUACCAUUCAAGAGAAUCUACUGAGAGCCUCGAGAACUUUGCCAACAUGAUGGAACACAAUGUUACUCUUGAGGACGUGAUGUUAGGAUAUCCCAGUGAAUUUGAAAAAGAUCCUUACUAUUCCCAAGUGAUCUACUGGGUCAAAUGCAACAUGUGCGGGAGAGGAAAGCUGAGCGAUCCAAGCUCAAGAAUAGAUUCUCUGGUGGUUGCCUUAGAAACUGCUACAAGGGAGCACCCUGGGGAGCCUGACAAUCUCUGGUAUGGGCUCCUUCGAGUUAAUCCAGGACCUUGGGCAGACGCAGCAUUGGCUGGAUUCUACAUUGAAAACCAUCACUUGAGACCCAAAUUCUGGAGAGAAUCUUUGGCAGCGGUAUGAUCAUACCGCCGGUAGCUUGAAAGUUUCAGUGCGUAGCACAUGCAGUAACUCCCAUAAGAGAUAUGGUUUUCUUUCAUGAGAAAACUCGCUUGCGACACCGUCCAGUGCUCUCGAAAU
This is a messenger RNA of Seminavis robusta, 2087 nucleotides long. The record is from the annotation of a GenBank genome assembly. Lineage: Eukaryota; Bacillariophyta; Bacillariophyceae; Naviculales; Naviculaceae.